This is a messenger RNA of Eruca vesicaria subsp. sativa (arugula), 1066 nucleotides long. NCBI's taxonomy places the organism in Eukaryota, Viridiplantae, Streptophyta, Magnoliopsida, Brassicales, Brassicaceae. The record is from the annotation of a GenBank genome assembly.
CGUCCCCUCCGAGAAAAAUGAGAAAACGCAGAAACCUAAAAAGCUUUCACGUAUAUUACUUCUCUCUUUCCUUUCCUUUCGUGGCCAAAAAAGAACUAAUCAGCUUCUCUCUGGCCAUCAACAGAUCUUCUUGAACCUGCCUUCUUCUUCUUGUUACCUUAUCUCUAUUAAUCAUUCCGUUAGAUUGUUAUAAUAAAUCUCAAGAAUGGCUCAGUCCUGUCUUAAGAUCGUUCGACUCAACAAUCUCAAGAACAGAGUGAACCGUCGGAUUUCGAUUCUCCGGCGAUUCACGCGCCUUAUCUGGAGCAGAAUCGUCGCUUGCGCUCCCGGUAAAUCACGGAGAUAUCUCUUGCUGUCACGCGCCGCCACUCCUUCUCCGUCUGUCUCUCGUCCUCAGCCACCUCCGAUCCCUACCCUUGAUGCCUCUGGGGGUGAGGUCGUACGCCGCAUAUCGGUACACGAACACGAUAACAGUCACCGGAGAUCGGAUUCUGAUCUGGUUUCUCUCAAAAUCAGCCUCUUAGGAGAUUCAGAGAUCGGAAAAACUUGCUUCCUGGCUAAAUAUGUUGGUGAAGAGAAACAAGUUGAAAUGAGAGAAUUAGAGAAAGGGAUCAGUUGUACGGACAAAAUGUUGUCCAUGGGAGGUGCUCGCAUCUCCUACAGUAUCUGGGAAUUAGAAGGAGCUGAGAGAUCACGAGAUCUAAUCCCCACGGCUUGCAAGGACUCUGUAGCUAUUCUCUUCAUGUUCGAUCUAACUAGUCGUUGCACACUUAACAGUGUAAUCAGCUGGUAUCAACAAGCUAGAAAGUCUAAUCAGACGGCAAUUCCAGUUAUGGUAGGAACAAAGUUUGAUGAGUUUAUUCAGCUUCCUAUUGAUCUUCAAUGGACUAUUGCUAGCCAGGCAAGAACCUACGCAAAGGCGCUGAACGCGACACUCUUCUUCUCGAGUGCUUCAUACAACAUAAACGUAAAUAAGAUCUUCAAGUUUGUGACUGCGAAGCUCUUCGACUUACCAUGGACGGUGGAGAGAAAUCUCACCAUCGGAGAACCGCUCAUCGACUUCUAG